Molecule: messenger RNA, 1437 nt
Organism: Hevea brasiliensis (rubber tree)
Lineage: Eukaryota; Viridiplantae; Streptophyta; Magnoliopsida; Malpighiales; Euphorbiaceae
Product: plant intracellular Ras-group-related LRR protein 6-like
Exons: 3
Coding region: 179-1243 (354 amino acids)
Molecular function (GO): protein binding
Source: RefSeq, a predicted model, not a curated record
UCUGCUUCAUCCUCAACCGUACGUGCUCUGAACCUUUGCUAUGAAAAUUUUGGUCUUAAAUAUGCUCAAUAUCACCUUCUCUUUCAUUCUUGUAGCUUAAUAAUUAACCACUUUCGGUUAGCUUGCUAGGCUUCUUGUAUUAUUAUUGCUUCUCUCUCUGUCUCUAGUUUUGGUGAAGAUGAUGUAUGAACAGCAACAGCUUCAGAAUCAAAUGAUGAUGAGGGUGGAUUUGAGGAAUAAGAAGGUUGAUCAUGGGAGAGAAACCAUGGAGGAAGAAAAGCUUGAGAUUGUUGAUUUGAGUAGCAUGUCUUUGGAUUCUCUACCUAAUCCUUCUCUCAACUUGGCUACUAUUUGCAAACUUGAUCUCUCCAAUAAUAAUCUUCAGAAUAUACCAGAAUCAUUAACAGCUAGAUUGCUGAAUGUGGUGGUGUUGGACGUGCACUCAAAUCAGCUGAAAUCUCUCCCUAACUCAAUUGGGUGUUUGACAAAGCUCAAGGUUCUGAAUGCUGCUGGAAACCUUCUUGCUUUUCUUCCUAAAACUAUUGAAAAUUGCAGAUGUUUAGAAGAAUUGAAUGCAAACUUCAACAAGCUGAGUAUGCUGCCAGACAACAUUGGAUAUGAACUAGUGAACUUGAAAAAGCUCUCAGUGAAUUCAAACAAGCUAAUGCUCCUUCCUCACUCCAUUUCCUAUCUCACCUCUUUGAAAGUUUUAGAUGCACGCCUUAACAACCUAAGAUCUCUUCCUGAAGAUCUUGAAAACCUUAUAAACCUACAAGUUCUUAAUGUUAGCCAAAAUUUCCAAUACCUUGAAACCCUACCAUACUCUAUUGGCCUUCUUUUUUCUCUUGUGGAAUUGGAUAUUAGUUAUAAUAGAAUUACUUCUCUUCCUGACUCCAUGGGCUGCCUUCGAAAGCUCCAAAAGCUUAGUGUCGAAGGGAACCCACUUGUUUCGCCGCCAAUGGAGGUGGUUGAGCACGGUUUGCAUAUGGUUAAGGAGUAUCUGAGCGACAAGAUGAAUGCCGGUCAUCGGAGCCCCUUGAAAAAGAAGUCAUGGGUAGGUAAGUUGGUCAAGUAUGGAACAUUCAAUGGAAGCAUAAGAAAUCAUCAUAGUAAUAGUGAAGAGAGGGAAGGGUUCAUCAUGUCGGAAUAUCGUUCUAUUGAUGGCCUUGCUUCUCCUAGGUAUACUGGGAUAUUCUCUCCUCGUCAUCGUUUCUUCUCGCCUAAAAGAAUUUUCACUAGAUAAUCGUUCCAGUAUUUCAAAAAUUUUGAAUAAAGAAAGUGUUAAAAUUUAAAUUUUCUUGUAUUAUAAGUCAGGGAAAUUUAUAUCUAGACUCGAUCCAUCAUAAAUUCAAGAUAUAACAUGUAUUAUGAAACUCAUAUAUUUAUAUCUUGAAUUUAUAAUAGACUAAGUUUAAGUCAAUUUUCCUUGUAAUUAGA